Messenger RNA from Scomber japonicus (chub mackerel), 1859 nucleotides. It is a transcript of the gene mctp1b, whose product is annotated as multiple C2 domains, transmembrane 1b. Gene Ontology annotation, cellular component: synaptic vesicle membrane. Gene Ontology annotation, molecular function: calcium ion binding. Lineage: Eukaryota; Metazoa; Chordata; Actinopteri; Scombriformes; Scombridae. The coding region runs from base 4 to 1695 and encodes 563 amino acids. Gene Ontology annotation, biological process: regulation of neurotransmitter secretion. The record is from RefSeq and is a predicted model, not a curated record. The transcript has 16 exons.
ACCAUGCUGCUCAGGAGGUCCUGGAAACGAUCCACUAAGCAGCAGUCAACACGUCUCUCAGAGCUACAUCGGAAAUGGCAGCUGUGGAGAGGCAUCGUCAGCAUCGCGCUCAUCGAAGGCCGAAACCUCAUUCCCAUGGACCAGAACGGUCUGAGCGACCCCUACGUCAAGUUCAGGCUAGGACCCCAGAAGUACAGAAGCAAGACGGUGCCAAAGACCCUGAGUCCACAGUGGAGGGAACAGUUCGACCUCCAUCUGUACGAGGAGUCAGGAGGCGUGUUGGAGAUCACAGUGUGGGACAGAGACACCGGGCGGAGAGACGACUUCAUUGGACGCUGUCAGUUGGACCUCUCCACGCUGGCUAAAGAGCAGACGCACCACCUGGAGCUUCCUCUGGAGGAGUCGCGGGGGUUCGUGGUGCUGCUGCUCACGCUGACCGCCACCGCUCACGUCUCCAUCGCCGACCUGUCCGUCACACCGCUGGACGACCCGCAGGAGCGAAUGGAGAUAACCAAACGCUACAGUGUUUUGAAGUCGUUCUCUAACCUGAAGGAUAUCGGCAUCGUGCAGGUGAAGGUGAUGAGAGCUGAAGGACUCAUGGCUGCAGAUGUAAAUGGUAAGAGCGAUCCUUUCUGCGUGUUGGAGCUGAAUAAUGACAGACUGCUGACACACACCGUUUACAAGAACCUCAACCCAGAGUGGAACAAAGUCUUCACAUUUAAUGUGAAAGACAUUCACUCCGUGUUGGAGGUGACAGUGUUUGACGAGGACAGAGACAGAAGCGCUGACUUCCUGGGAAAAGUGGCCAUCCCUUUAUUACAUUUCCGUAACGGAGAGCAGAAAGGAUACGUGUUGAAGAAUAAGGAGCUGACAGCUACGACCAAAGGAGUCAUCUACCUAGAAGUUGAUGUUAUCUACAACACAGUCAAAGCUGCUCUGAAGACGGUCGUCCCUGCUGAGCAGAAAUACAUCGAGGAAGAACCAAAAGUCUCCAAACAGUUGCUGCAGCAGAACUUUAACCGUGUGAAGCGAUGCAUCAUGGUCCUGAUCAGCUAUGGGACGUAUAUCAACAGCUGCUUUGAAUGGGAGUCUGCACAGAGGAGCAUCAUCUCCUUUGUGCUGUUUGUGGUGGUGGUGUGGAACUUCGAGCUCUACAUGCUGCCGCUGGCCUUACUGCUGCUGCUGGUCUGGAACUACUUCUUCUCUUCAAGCAGGGACAUAACAGACAUGGUGAGAAAACUACCAACACAGACUAUGGACGCCAUGUUUGAGUGGGAAGAUGAAGAGGAGGAUAAAGACGACAAGGACUCGGAGCACAAAGGCUUCAUGGAUAAACUGUACGCCAUCCAGGAUGUGUUCAUCAGUGUGCAGAGUGCGCUUGAUGAUGUGGCGUCGUACGGAGAGAGGAUAAAGAACACCGUUAACUGGACAGUGCCUUUUCUAAGCUGGUUGGCGAUCACUGCCUUAUGUCUGGCCACGUUUCUUCUCUACCUCAUUCCUCUCCGAUACCUGGUGCUCGCAUGGGGUGUGAAUAAGUUCACCAAGAAGCUUCGUGAUCCGUACAUGAUCGACAACAACGAGCUUCUUGACUUUCUCUCCAGAGUGCCGUCCGAUGUUCAAGUGAUGCAGUAUCGGGAGCUGAGGGUGGAUCCGAGUCAGAGUCCCAGCAAACGGAGGCGGACCAACCAGAGCUAGCUGCUCCUCUCUGAACACUUUAACAUUUCAACUGUAGAACAAUGUAAACUAUGUUAUUUAUACAUUUCUUAUAUAUAUUUGAAUGAUUAUGUAAAGAUGUGACUGUUUGAGUUUUGAGAUUUAUUUUCUAAACCUUGUAAAAAAAAAAAAACUCCCAAUGUCUU